Mercurialis annua (annual mercury) is the source of this 1223-nucleotide messenger RNA. RefSeq lists its product as uncharacterized. Lineage: Eukaryota; Viridiplantae; Streptophyta; Magnoliopsida; Malpighiales; Euphorbiaceae. The transcript has 6 exons. The record is from RefSeq and is a predicted model, not a curated record. The coding region runs from base 540 to 995 and encodes 151 amino acids.
ACAGCGGAAUUCAAUUCUCAGUUAGUAAAAAGAAUUGUUCCAAAGGCCCAAAUCAUUUCCCUCUUCAUCGUUUCUUUGAGAAUCUCUAUAUGUCUAACUUAAAUCAUUUUUCUUAAACCUGUAAAUCCAAACCUAAAUCGUUUUUUCAUCUUCAUCAGCUCAUUGAUAUUUCCACUGCUCAGCUCAUUUUGUUGCUGCGCUUCCAGUUCCAUCGCCGCUGCUACGGUUGUGUGUGUCCAUUCCGUUUCAUAAGUUUAGGUUACAUAGAUGGAGCAAGAGGGUGGGAUUUUUGCAGGUUGGUUAAAGAACCUCUUGGCCAGAACACCAUCAAAGCCAGCAACUCCGACCCAUCUGGUCACACCAUUCGUGUGGGAUGGAAAAGCAACUGAUUCUCUGAUACAGAUUUGUAAACGGUUAGUUCAAGAGGGAUGUGUUGAAAAUCAUACAUUUAAGUUUCGAAACUAUUACACUAUUCAGGAGGAGUUACGAGCUAUUAACAUCAACACCAACAUAAAAGAUAUUGAAAAAAAAUAGCCUCCAUGAGGAAGGAGUGGCUAUCGUAUGUGAACGGACCAAAGUCCUUGUUUAGAGUAAGGGUAGACAGUUACAAGUGUAUAUUUGGAAGAAUUGCAGAUUUAAAGGAAGGAAGGGGUGAUUCUGAAGAAGUAAAUGCGAGAAGGACACAGAGUGGCACUACAGUUUCUGGGCUGAAGAGGAAAGCUUCCGAGACCAUUUCAACUCCGUCCUCGAGAUUGAAGACAGCGCAAAGUGUUGGAUGUCCCCCAACAUAUGAAAUUCAGGAUGUGGAGUCUGUACUGUCGGAUUAUCUAAAGAUAAGAGAACAGCAGAAAGAUAAGAAAUAUGCAUGUGCGGCAGCCACUUUUGGGUGUAAGCCACAUUGCGUAGCUGGCUACCCAAUGCAAGCGGAGGUGGAGAGUAGGAUAACCUAUGUGGAUAUGUGUAUUGAAUUAUCCGGACUUGUCGCCUACACUUGAUUUAUCCCAGGACAGAUGAUAUCAAUAUUUGGAAGAAUGGCUCAGUCUUGUUCAAUGUUCUUUUCAGUAUUCUACUUGUAGAAUUUGCAGGGCUUUGUUUUGAUGUUUAUGAUUAGUACAAACUAAUUCACUAGGUCAAAAUAUUUGUUAUUAUGUGUUGUCUUAGGAUUUUGAUUAACUUGUAGUAAGAUAAGUACAAUUAAAUUAUGAAGCAGCAUUGUGAUUAAA